Pieris napi is the source of this 2414-nucleotide messenger RNA. Its product is annotated as arrestin domain-containing protein 17-like. Lineage: Eukaryota; Metazoa; Arthropoda; Insecta; Lepidoptera; Pieridae. The record is from RefSeq and is a predicted model, not a curated record. The transcript has 7 exons. Gene Ontology annotation, biological process: protein transport. Gene Ontology annotation, cellular component: cytoplasm. Bases 273 to 1814 code for a protein of 513 amino acids.
CCAGUGGGUCAAGCACUCAAGCCUGUCGUGAUUUUGUCUAAAGCUCAAGUCAAGAUCAGAAUAAUCUUUCUAUUUCGUGGGAUCGGAAAAUAAACAGACUUGUGAAAAUAAAUUACAAUACUGCCCGCUAUAGUGUAACUAACUAAUCUGUGAGACAAACGGGCUAGUGUAGAUUUCAGAUUAGAAUUACGAAUUAGAUAAAUUUAGAUAUCUGAACGUUUACUGUUGUUGUUACUACUAAACUAAAACUUUACUGCUUACUGCAGUUUGCAAUGGGUUUUGAUGAAGGUCUUAUAACAUUAAAUAGUGACAAUGGUUCCUACUUUCCUGGGCAAACAGUUUAUGGUAAAUUAGUUUUUAGUCAGGACAAAAUUAAGAAGUUUCGAGGUAUUUCUGCAAAAUUGAAAGGAUACUGUAAAAUUCAUUGGACUACUCACCACAGUCGAAGAAAUAGUCAGGGUAAAAGUGAAUCUUAUACAGUCACUCAUGAAUCCUAUGAAGAAUAUAUUAAUCACAAAGCCUUUUUAAUAGGAGGAGAGAGGGGUGAAGUGGAAUUACAACCAGGUAAGUAUGAAUUCCCUUUCGAGUUCCAACUGCCGGGUAAUUGCCCAUCAUCAUUCGAAGGGACCGUGGGACACGUACGAUAUGAGAUCAAAGUGGUUGUCGACAGGGCAUUUAAGAUUGACCAAGAGAAAAAAGUUGCCGUUCGAAUUAUUUCGCCUUUGGAUUUAAACCAGGACCCUUACUGUCGGGAACCCAUAGAGUUUGAAUUCGAAGAUGUGUACUGCUGCUGCUGUUUAAGCCGGGGUGCCACAGACACCGUAGUGAAACUACCGGUGGCGGGGUACUGUCCUGGGCAGCUGAUACCCAUCGAGGUAGCUUGUGAGAAUAGUGGCCGUGUUACUAUAGAUGACAUUAAGCUGAUGAUUAAGAAGAAAGUAACAUACCACGCAAGUACGAACCCCGCUACGCGAGAGACGAAGGAUUUGAUAGCAGAGAUCAAGAAAGGACCAAUUCCUGGUGACACCACUCGUAAUUGGACUGUAGAAAUGGUGGUGCCUUCCAUUGACAUUUACAAUCUUGCUGCCUGCAGAUAUAUUGACGUGGAUUAUACAUUCAAGGUUGUGGUAUCACCUAGUGGUUGCCACAGCGACUCCAAAGGCUAUAAGCGGUUAGUUAUCGGGAACAUACCUUUAGUGGGUUACCAAGACGAUAUCCAGAACCCUCUACAUGAUCAAAUGCCGCAAAUUAGUGCGCCCAUUGUCAACCAGCCGUCAAAUCAGGGGAACGUUUCUUACCCCGCACCUUAUCCUUACCCCGAAGUGACUCCUUAUCCUUCGGGAGCUUCCUAUCCUGUUACAACCCAAUAUCCUUCGACCCAAAAAGCUCAAACUCCAUAUCCGCCAGACCAAAUUGCUGCAAACAUGCCAUACCCACCGCCGUACUCUCAAGGUUCUCAAAACCCACCAUAUCCUCAAAGUUCCCAAAACCCACCAUAUCCUCAAAGUUCCCAAAACCCACCAUAUCCUAAAAGUCCUGCUUAUACAUCAGGAGUUGCAGCACAGUCUUCACCAGCCAAUCCACCAUAUCCAACACCUCAAAAUAUGCCUUCAGCAAAUCCACCAUAUCCUCAGAACACACCUUAUCAAGAUACCCAGUAUCCCUACAAGGGAACUGGAUUAAAAACAGGAACAAUUGGUUUCACCGUUCCGACAUCAGUGGCUUCAGAAGGGAAUCCUCCAAGUAUGCCAGCAGUGACCCCAGCGAAUCCAUUUGCUACUGCUAGCGCUCCGCCCGCUCUUGACAAGGAAUAAUAAUUAAGUUAAUUUAAUGUCUAAGUUAUACUUACGCAUUUAUCUAACAUUAUACAAUUAAAAAUCGCGCUUCCUGAUCAGAAAUUUGUAAUUUACAAAAUUAAACGACAUGCCAGGUUGGCUGUAAAGCAAUUUAUAUUUUCAAUAAUUAUAAACAACAGCACUGUCUUGAGUUGUUGCAUUUUUAAAUGGAGCAAGCUUUUUUCAUAACAAUUAUAUUGUCCUUAUAAGAUAUGAUCAAAGAUCAUUUUAGAGUAAGUUUUAUAAUAAUAUUAUGCAGUUGCGCCUUUCCGAGCUUGAGAUAUUUUUUAAUAUUUUGAAAAUAAAUAGCUAGCUUAUUGUACUUUGUAAUAUUGUAGCGUACUAAACGUGAAAAACUUUGAAAUCGGUCUAGUAGCUUGUGACGAGUCUUUCAUUUUCAUUUUAUUAGUAUAGAUAUGUUAUCUUUAUAAGAUGAAGAGAUUUUAGAGUAAGUUUUUAUAUUUUUAUAAUGCGAAAUCCCGUUGGUACUACACACUUAAGUAUUGUUCCUACAAAUCGCGAGUAUAUUCUUUAUUAGCAUUGUUGGUGUUAUUAAUUUUUUUACCUAAACGUCCGAGC